AUGUUACCACCGCUCAUCGCUCUCGAGGAGCAUUUCUUCUCCACCGGCGUUCUGAACGCCCUCACUGAAACCUACCAAGAACAGUUCAAGCACGUCCCAGGCCUCCGCGACAAAAUCGCCGACCUGGACCAGCUCCGGCUGAGCGAUAUGGACAAGAACGAAAUCUCAAUGCAAGUCAUCUCGCACGCCUGCGUUCCCGGCGGCCCAACUGUCCAGCAAUGUAUCGAAGGCAACGACCAGUUAGCCGCCGCUUGCAAAAAGCAUCCCAACCGCUUCGCUGGCUUCGCAGUGCUGCCGAUGGCUGACGCGGAGGAAUCUGCUCGCGAACUGGAGCGAACGGUGCGAGAGUUGGGCUUCGUGGGUGCGUUGAUCGACAAUCGCGCGCAGGAGAAGUAUUACGAUGGCGCGGAGUAUGAUUGCGUGUGGAAGCAAGCGCAAGACCUCGAUGUCCCCAUCUACUUACAUCCCACUUGGCCGGCGGAGAGCAUGGCUGCUCAAUUUACGGGGAACUUCACGAGCGGAGCGAGCAGGAGUCUAGGGGCGUCUGGCUGGGGCUGGCAUGCUGAUUGCGGUUUGCAUGUCUUACGACUGCACGCUGCGGGAGUGUUCGACAGAUUCCCUCGACUGAAGAUCAUACUGGGGCACUUUGGCGAAAUGUUGCCCUUCCAGCUGCAGCGCAUCUGCAACCUGAGUGUGCGGUGGGGAGAAAUCCAGCGAGAUUUUAAGACGGUAUGGCAGGAAAAUAUCUGGAUCACGACGAGUGGAGUGUGGUCUUUGGAUCCGUUGCGAUGCAUUUUGCAUAAUACGCCGAUUGACCAUAUCAUGUUUAGCGUGGACUAUCCGUUGGAGAAGAACGAGAAUGGAUUGAUGUGGAUGAAGGAGUUGGAGCAGAGCGGACUUGUGGCGAGUGAGCAGUUGGAGAUGAUUGCUUAUAAGAACUCGGAGAAGCUGUUGAAGGUGAAGGCGCCGGCAAGGUGA
Molecule: messenger RNA, 978 nt
Organism: Neohortaea acidophila
Lineage: Eukaryota; Fungi; Ascomycota; Dothideomycetes; Mycosphaerellales; Teratosphaeriaceae
Exons: 1
Coding region: 1-978 (325 amino acids)
Biological process (GO): secondary metabolic process
Cellular component (GO): cytosol; cytoplasm
Molecular function (GO): hydrolase activity; carboxy-lyase activity
Source: RefSeq, a predicted model, not a curated record